Molecule: messenger RNA, 2336 nt
Organism: Betta splendens (Siamese fighting fish)
Lineage: Eukaryota; Metazoa; Chordata; Actinopteri; Anabantiformes; Osphronemidae
Gene: zdhhc16a
Product: zinc finger DHHC-type palmitoyltransferase 16a
Exons: 10
Coding region: 444-1763 (439 amino acids)
Biological process (GO): protein palmitoylation
Cellular component (GO): Golgi apparatus
Molecular function (GO): palmitoyltransferase activity
Source: RefSeq, a predicted model, not a curated record
UAGAGGAUCGGGUAUUUGAGCAGGACAACCCAAACAAAGGGGAUUUGGGGCAUUAGGGUUCUGGCAGCUACAUCAUUGUGUGUUGUGGGCAUAUAAAUAGUUGGAGCUUUCAUGGCGCUAGAGCUAAACGCCCCGUCGUGCUGUUGAAUGAAGGGGAGCUGAAUGCUGCUGCUCCACCUCCGGCCGGAGCCCGACUGAACCUCAGGUAGCUGCCAGCUAACAGUAACACCUCCACCCAGGAUCCACCUAGGAUCCACCCAGUCCGGAAUGCAGCGAAGCAGGAUUGUUCUGUAUACUUUUACUUGAUCCUACGUAAAUGGACCAGCCCAGCUGAGCACGCCCUUAUAUCACUGUUUUAUUUACUAGUAGAAGCUCGGGCUUCUUCAUUUGUGUCUUUGAAUUGUAGCUGUACAUACGUGAAAUGUUAGUUCGUACAGAUUAUAAUGGCGAAUUAUAUAAACAACCUAACUCCCAGGAAAUCCAUGUUGACUGCUUCUCAAAUUAAGCACAUGGUGCAUGAAUAUUACAGAUGCAGAAUGCGGUGCUGCCCCGGCUCAGUGCUCCACCUGCUGCGCUCUGCGCGGCUACAGUUGUGUGCCAGGAGAGGAAGGAGCAGAGUGCCUGUGUGGAUUAAGGACGCAUGGGCUUACAUGAGGCUGCUGCUGCAGUCGCUUUACUUCAACUCCCUCACAGACUCCGACGUGGUCUUUGACUCAGUCUUUGAACCCGUGUUUUGGGCAGUGGAUUAUGUCACUCGCUGGUUUGGCUUGGUGUUCGUCUGUCUGGUGGUGAUACUGACCUGCUCCAUACUGGUCAUAGCCUACGUGGUCCUACUGCCUCUGAUCCUCAACACAUACUCCCCUGCAUGGAUUGCUUGGCAUGUGUGUUAUGGACACUGGAACCUCAUCAUGAUCGCUUUUCAUUACUAUAAGGCCACCAAGACCUCCCCCGGGUAUCCGCCCACAGAAAAAAAUGACACUCCAAUUGUGUCUGUCUGCAAAAAAUGCAUCAUACCCAAACCAGCAAGAACCCAUCACUGUGGUAUCUGUAAUAGGUGCAUUCUGAAAAUGGACCAUCAUUGUCCUUGGUUAAAUAACUGCGUGGGCCAUUUUAACCACCGUUACUUCUUUUCCUUCUGUCUCUUCAUGACCCUGGGUUGUGUCUACUGUAGCAUCAGUGGUAGAAACCUGUUCCUAGACGCAUACAGUGCUUUAGAGCGCUUUAAGCAUUUGGAUGUGGACAAGCCAGGUGUACCAGUAACAGGGAUGGGAGUUCUUAUAGGGCUACUCCCUCAUGGCCAGACCAACUAUCAAACACCUGCGCCAACAUACACCUUUAAGGACAAGAUGAUUAAUAAGAGCAUCAUCUACAUGUGGGUUCUUACCAGCACAGUGGGAGUGGCUCUGGGUGCACUCACAAUUUGGCAUGCGAUUCUUAUAUCCAGAGGAGAGACCAGCAUAGAAAGGCACAUUAACCGCAAAGAAAUGAAGAGAAUGGAAAAAUGGGGAAAGGUGUAUAAAAACCCUUUCAACUAUGGCAAGCUGAAUAACUGGAAAGUCUUUUUCGGCGUGGAGAAGAAAAGGUGUCUGUUUGUCCAUGCAUUAUCUAUGAUCAGUGCUUUCUUGUUGCCACCCAUUUUUCUUUUGUCUUGUGUUUAUAGUCACUGGGUGACGCGGGUUCUCCUCCCCUCUGGACACACCCCUCAUGGAGAUGGUUUGAAGUGGAAUGCGUUCCCAGUUAAAACGGACCUAAUACCCGUAUGACGGACUCUACCCGUAGGCCGUUCUGUAGCCUACAUUCAGCAGCCUUUGCUGUGUCUGUCCCACUCGGGUCGUCUGACCUGGUCGACCCAAAGGAUCUUUGCAAUGUGACUCCAUCGAGCUGAAGAGUCACUUCAACCUCCAAUACCUCAAAAGUUGGUCUGUGACGUUUGUCAUGGCUCAUUGGUCCACAUUUUCAGCAGUGUGUUGUUUGUUGUUUCUCAGAAACUGGCCUCACCUGAGCACACUGCUAAUUAUGGGUUAGUAUCUUACAAGUCACGUGUCCUGCUUGACAUAUCAUUACAUUAAAGUACUUAAAUUAAGUUAAAUUAUUAUACUUUAAGCACAGUGUUUUAUCAUUAUGUUCAUACAGUAAUUUAUUUAAAAUGAGACAUAUUUAAUAAGACUAUGUUUUGGUAAACCAAGGUUUAUGUGAACUCCUCCAACUCUGCAGCCCAAUUUCACACUCCAGUCCUACAUUAUCAUUUAGAUUUUGCUGCAGUGCCACCAUAAUAUUUACAGCAUCUGUAUUUUUUUACCUGUUUAAUUAAUAAAAUUUUAAUAUUGGUAAAGGAA